Molecule: messenger RNA, 724 nt
Organism: Rhizopus microsporus ATCC 52813
Lineage: Eukaryota; Fungi; Mucoromycota; Mucoromycetes; Mucorales; Rhizopodaceae
Product: riboflavin kinase
Exons: 4
Coding region: 24-533 (169 amino acids)
Biological process (GO): FMN biosynthetic process; riboflavin biosynthetic process
Cellular component (GO): mitochondrion
Molecular function (GO): riboflavin kinase activity
Source: RefSeq, a predicted model, not a curated record
CUUUGACUUUAUUCUUAAACUCAAUGGCAAUCAACACAGACAUCAACCCAGAUCGCCCUCUUAUCGUUGGCUCUUCUUCUCCUGAAAUACCAUAUCCUAUACCUGUCUCUGGUACAGUUGUCAAGGGCUUUGGCCGUGGCUCUAAAGAACUGGGUAUUCCUACAGCUAAUAUGAGUGACGAAGCAUUAGAAGCAAUGUUUGCAGAGUGUGAUACAGGCGUUUAUUACGGUUGGGCACAGGUUGGUGAAGUAAAAAGUACUGUAUACCCUAUGGUCAUGAGCUUAGGCUGGAAUCCUUAUUAUCAAAAUGAAAGAAAAUCAGCGGAAGUGCAUAUCAUUCAUCAAUUUGACAAAGACUUUUAUGGUGAAGCCAUUAGGAUUAUUGUAGCAGGUUAUAUUCGUCCAGAACAAAAUUAUCCUUCACUAGAUGCACUUAUUAGAGAUAUCAAGACAGAUAUUGAGGUUGCCAAGCACUCACUAAAACGCGAGGCUUACAGCAACCUGCGUAACCACCCAUUGUUCAACAGCAACUAGACUAGACUCGUCAUUUUUUUUAAAAAAAGAAAUAAUAAAACAUCAUAGAAGAAUGAUUCACAUGUGUACAUGUCUUACUCUCUUUUGUGCCGUAUUUGCGGGGUCAUUUUACCUUUUGCCCCGAGUUGUAUCGAGUAUAAAUUACGAAUGAAACAAUUCCCGCGCUUUCUCUCUCUUUUUUUUUUUUUUUU